This is a messenger RNA of Babesia microti strain RI, 1311 nucleotides long. Its product is annotated as SNW domain-containing protein 1. The record is from RefSeq and is a predicted model, not a curated record. Gene Ontology annotation, cellular component: spliceosomal complex. Gene Ontology annotation, biological process: mRNA splicing, via spliceosome. The coding region runs from base 1 to 1311 and encodes 436 amino acids. NCBI's taxonomy places the organism in Eukaryota, Apicomplexa, Aconoidasida, Piroplasmida, Babesiidae. The transcript has 7 exons.
AUGAAACGUAAGGGAUUUGUUCCCAGGACAAAUGACGAUUUUUGCGGAGGGGGUGCAUAUCCUGAGAUCCAUUUGCUGCAGUAUCCUAUGGGCCUUGGCUCACCAGAUGCACAGGCGAGUGGAACUUCAAUUGCGUUGCAAUAUGGUGGAGAUGGCAAAGUGGCCUACGAUGCCAUUUUCCAACAAGAUGUACUUAACGAAGAUGGAACGGUUAAGAAGAUUGUUUAUUCCAAGCCACAGGAUAUGGCUGCCAAAAAUUUUACCCCCGAUCAACUUACAAGGCCCAGUGAAGAACAGGCAAAUGAGAUUAUCAACAAGACCAGGGAUGCAAUAAAUGUGGCUCUAGGAAAGGGGAAGUGUGAGAAGAAGGGUCCUGAAUUUUUUAGAUACACUCCAAGGCCAGAUGCUGCUGGGAGAAAUGAAAAUAUUUCACAGCGUAUCAUUAGGAUGGCUGAGCGACCGGUGGACCCAAUGGAACCGGCAAAGCACCAACAUAAAAAGAUUCCUCAGCCACCAGGGUCGCCACCUCCACCAGUUAUGCAUUCUCCACCAAGAAAACUAACUGCCAAGGAUCAAGAAGAUUGGAAAAUCCCCCCUUGCGUUAGUAACUGGAAGAAUAAAAAGGGGUACACUAUACCCCUUGAUAAGCGCAUUCAAGCAGAUGGCAGAAGAUUACAAGAGGUGUAUAUAAAUGACAAAUUCGCCGCACUCAGUGAAUCUUUGUCAAUUGCUGAAAGAUCAGCAAGGGAGGAAGUUAGGUUGAGAAAUGAUGAGUUGAGACAGAAGAAGAUACAGCAGGAUGAAGCCAAAGAAGAACAAUUGCGACAAUUGGCGGCAAAGGCCAGACAGGAAAGAAUUGCAUCUGGCUAUAAAGGUACUUGGGAGGAAGACCAAAAGAGGGAAUUGGAGAGGGAAAUGCGCAUGGAAAAAGCUGGGAGGAAGAUUGGAAGAAAACGCGAUCGAGAUAUAUCAGAAAUUGUGGCUCUUGGCCAAGCCCAUCCCACUGCCUCAACUACAUCAAUGUAUGACUCCAGACUGUUUAACACUACACAAGGCAUAGAUUCGGGUUUCAAAGAAGGAAUUGAUGACAGCUACAACAUUUAUGACAAACCAUUAUUCACCGACCGUUCAGCCGCCGCCACCAUUUACACUCAUUCCAAAGACCGCUACAAUCAAAACAUAGGUGAAGAUGUCCCAUCAUUUGCGGGGGCCAGUAGGGAUGGACCUAGGACAACCCCAGUUGAAUUUAUUAAGGACACAGCGGAUCCAUUUGGUCUGGGCAAUCUGCUAGAGGAGGCCAAGAAGAAGUAG